Messenger RNA from Parastagonospora nodorum SN15, 255 nucleotides. RefSeq lists its product as hypothetical. NCBI's taxonomy places the organism in Eukaryota, Fungi, Ascomycota, Dothideomycetes, Pleosporales, Phaeosphaeriaceae. Bases 1 to 255 code for a protein of 84 amino acids. The record is from RefSeq and is a predicted model, not a curated record. The transcript is spliced from 2 exons.
AUGCGUGUAGCUGCACACUACGCAGUUUCGCAGCAACAGCAGACUGCGCGUUUGUCGUACUACGUCAUCAGCGUGCGCUCUCUCCAACGUUUCGCUGUUCUUUCACAUACGACCAAUAAGUCAUCCCCACCAGCCUUACCGCCUAAUCAGCCUUGGCUUGGUGCAGUUGGAAAGUGUACUGCAAACCCUCAGCCACCAGAAGGGCUUGGACUGAUCACCCAAGUCUGGAGGUCAGACCUGAAGGAUGUGAAGUAG